UUUAUUUUAUUUUACUUUAUUUCAGAAGCACGUUUAUUUCAUUUCGUUGUUCAAAAACAAAAUUAAUUUUAGUUUCCUCAGUUUGAAUAGCUUGAAUUCAGCUCGAAAAUUCUUGCUUGCAGAUUUCAAGUCGAGACAGGAAUUCUGCACAACAAAAUUUCUAAGGGGGUUGCUAUCUGGAAAAUUUAAAGAGUCACCACUAAAAUUAUUUAUUUUAACUUUAGUCGUUUCGGAAGAUUUAAAGCUACGGAAAGCGAGACCUUUGGAGAGAUCGAGAGCAAGUGGAGCUGUUGUUGUGCAGUUCCAAGACUAGGGAUGAUCGCGUUGAGUGUAGAAACGGCUUUAGUCAGACGACUCGUGACCUUUCUGCACUCAACUACUGUCUGCUUCUCUCCGUCAUGUGCUGGUUUGCCGCGCUUUCGGUUUGUUUACCUACCUAUAUUUUGCGUUCAAAGAACAAAAAUAACACUUCUCAUUCUCCUCACUCUAGUUUUUGCUUCAGUAUUCUGUGAUAUCUUGUCCAGUGAGUUAGUUCCUCAAUGUUCCUUUAUUCAUUGUGAUCGGUCCUAAAACAUGGAUGCAAGUAACAGUGAUUUAGUCACACGCGGUACGAGAAGAAUACGGCGUGAAGGAAAUUACCAACGAAACAAAAUUCGUAAUUCAAAAGUCCAUGGAGUGGAGUAUAUCAACUGGUCUGGGAAACAAGUAGCAAGACGUGAAACAGGACCAAACUGCAGGUAUGUAAAGGUCAUUUAAUUAUUAUUUUUGUAAUAUUGUGAAGUUAUGCUAAUAUCUAUCUAUCUAUAUGCAAAACGAUUAAAAGUGAUCAGUGAAGUUAAAAUUUACUUUUUUUCCAGCAGCAGAUCGAGAAAGCGGACAAAAAUCAUCACGCCCAAGAAAGGAAGUUCCGAAGGCAAGAAGCUGCAAUUUCAGGAAGGUUCAUCAGAGCAAUGUCAGACGUCGAAUCACGAGGAAGAAGGAGCAAUGAACAUGGAAGAAGAAUUCAUCCAUUCACAAAAACGGAUGCUUUCAAAACCUAUACCUUCAACAGUUCCGAAGAAGAAACCGAUGAAAAAGAAGACAGUCAGUUGCUUACCAAUCAUCGAAUGUAUAAUUACACUAAUUCAAACUCAAAUAAUACGGAAAUGCGAAUUACCGCAAUUAAUGAGAAAAAUUUCGAUGAAAGUAUAUUGCAUGAAAAAGCCUUAUCCCCAGAUAUGGGAGAACUGUUUGCCAAUUGUAUCACCACUAUUAUCGACAACAACAAACUUGACAGAGGAUACGAUAGAUUCUACGAUGAACUCUAUAUUAGACAAAGAUUUUUACACGACGUGUGGUACCCUCGAGGAUAUCGAAAUUAUAGAGACAUGUGUACGUACGUGUAUCAACGAUUGUCUAAACUCAACAGAUCAGACGGAUUCCUCUACGUCUUUAAACACAACUUCAGAACACCGCAUAUUCACUGCAUCCACGACUGCGCCUACAGCAACUCAUCGUGCCGAUGUCCAGUUAUAUCAGACAUCAGCAGACUUUUCGGCAAAAGACGAAAAAACCACGGAAAUAUAUCAGACGAAUCGUCCAACGAGGACAUACCUCUCACACAGCCCGCUAUAUCCAAAAUAUCCAACAUUAUUCAACGCUGGAAGGACGGGAGAGGAUGUUGUUCUCGAUCGGAGGCAUAUCCUGGAACACACCUGAUCCAAAUAAGAAUAAUGCCAUAUGCCGCUGCCAAGAAACUGGAACGCAAUCGGAGAUAUACACCAACGACUUAGUUGAUCCUUUUUGCGACGUUGCCCUGAGUUACCCAUCGCUUUUCCUCUUAUAUCUCGUCGACGGCUCGGUCGAUUUUCAUAAGAGGCGAAUUUUUUUUAUUAAUUUUCCAUCUAAUUCGGUUCAAAAAGGACGUAAAAACGUUAGAAGUAAAAAAAUCAACCGAGCCGUCCACCAGAUGUAAGAGGAAAAGCGGUGGGUAACUUAUUCCCACCACCAGCCCUUUCCUUUUUUCUUUGAAUGUAAUGAAAUACCAUCCGUCGGCAUAAAUCAUUGUUGUUUAGUGUUUCGUUGGUUAUACUUCGUCAACAUGGCUUACCGUUGUAGAAUGGAGUUUUUAAAUAGUUUAAAAUCCAUCGCCACAAAGAAGAAAACAACAAAUAUUAAUAAAAACAGGUUAGUAGAUUUUCAUUAUUCUAUUAAUUAUUGUAAUCUAGUUAUGUUUAAAAUAAAUAAACAUUUACAUACUUAACUAUUUUCAAAUAUUUAUAGCUUAAAUUCAAAAUUAACUGUACUGGAGUCAAAAUUUCUAACCACAGAUAAAAGUAUUUGUGUACUAGUUUUCAUUUAAUAUGCAUCGUUUAGUUUUACAUCGCCGCAGGAUGAAGUUACACCUAAAACUGAAGUUGAUAGUGUCAACAAAGUGGACCAUAUAAAAAAACUUGAAGCUAGUGCAAGCAAUGAGGAGUAUCCAAAAUCCUGUGAAGCUCUACCAGAUUUUUCGGAGUCAGACACGGACAGUAACGAUCAUAAGGUAUUAACUUUUACAGAAUGCUAUUAUAACACAAUUGCAUUUCGUGUCAUUUAAUUGCUUAAUGUUUUAAGCGGUUGAGAUAGUAAUUUUUUGCGCAUUAAUUUAUAUAGAUAAAUCUAAUGAAAAACGUAUAUCAAAAGGAUUAAAUUCACUAGUUUCGUGGUC
This is a messenger RNA of Cimex lectularius (bed bug), 2689 nucleotides long. RefSeq lists its product as uncharacterized. The coding region runs from base 784 to 1698 and encodes 304 amino acids. The record is from RefSeq and is a predicted model, not a curated record. Lineage: Eukaryota; Metazoa; Arthropoda; Insecta; Hemiptera; Cimicidae. The transcript has 2 exons.